Messenger RNA from Epinephelus moara (kelp grouper), 1698 nucleotides. Its product is annotated as piggyBac transposable element-derived protein 4-like. NCBI's taxonomy places the organism in Eukaryota, Metazoa, Chordata, Actinopteri, Perciformes, Serranidae. The annotation marks the transcript as partial. The transcript has a single exon. The record is from RefSeq and is a predicted model, not a curated record.
AUGGUUUUGAAGAUGCUGGAUGAAGAGGCAGUGACAGGACUGGACUCAGAAUCUGAAAUAUCAGAUGAUGAGGACCCAGACUAUUGUCCAGGUGGAGGUGUCGGUCGUCCGAAUCCAACUGAACAUGAUCAUGCGGACACAGAAGAUUCCUCUAGUGAGUCCUCUGAGGAAGAAAGUGAGGUCCAAAUUCCGUCCAACAGAAUGAGUCGUAAGGGCUCUUACUGGAGCGAGUUACCUCCCACCCAGGGCAGAACACCAAACCACAACAUCCUGAGAAGUCGCUCAGGGCCUGCACCAGGGCUAACCACCACUGUCUCACCAAAAGAUGCAUGGGAGCUCUUUAUCACUGAUAAUAUCAUCCAAGAGGUGAUGAAGUGCACAAACUUGGAGGGACGGAGAGUAGCAACAGCUAGAGGAAAAGAGUGGAAACAUGUUGACAAAGAUGAAUUAAUGGCCCUCACUGGAUUGACCCUUCUUGCAGGAAGUGAGAAGAACUGGGAUGUAUCAGUCCGUGAGCUGUUUGGGAGUCCUUUACAUAAUCCCAUGUACAAGGCCACUAUGGCUGUUGGACGAUUUGAAGAUAUUCGCCGUGUCUUGCGCUUCGAUGACAAAAGGACCAGAGCCGUUCGACUGGAAACAGACCACAUGGCAGCCUUCCGUUACAUAUGGGACCUGUUCCUGGUCAACUGCAGACGGCGAUUUAUCCCCACUGAUUGUGUCACUGUAGACGAACAGCUUGUGCCAUUCAGGGGGAGGUGCAAGUUUCUACAGUACAUGCCAAAAAAGCCCGCCAAGUAUGGUCUGAAGAUCUUCUGGGUUUGUGAUGCACGCAUCCCCUAUGCAAUAGAUGGAACGGUUUACACGGGGAGACAACCAGGGGAAGAAGUUCAGAAGAAUCUGGGGGAAAACAUUGUCCAGCAGUUGUGCAGUACAUUCAGAUACACAAGGCGCAACAUCACCACAGACAACUUUUUCACCAGUGUGCCUCUUGCACAGCAUCUCCUGGAGAAGGAUCUCACGAUUGUGGGGACUCUGCGACAGAACAAGCCAGGCAUCCCUCCUCUGAUGAAGGCUUCCAAGUCCAGGGAGGUUCACAGCACAGAGUUUGGCUUCAAUGGCAGCCUUACCAUGGUCAGCUAUGUCAGAAAAAAAGGAAUGGCUGUUGUGCUCCUGAGCAUGAUGCAUCAUGACAAAGUGGUGGAUGAAAGUAGCAGGAAGAAAAAACCAGAAGUGAUCACAUUCUACAACAAGACCAAAGGAGGUGUAGACACCAUGGACCAGAUGGUUGGCACCUACACCUGCAAGCGUCAAACACAGAGGUGGCCCAUGGUGCUGUGGUACAACAUACUUGACAUCGCCACCCUGAAUGCCUACACCUUUUUCACUGCUCAGCACCCUGAAUUCAAGAGUGGUAUCACCAAUGCACGACGGCUCUUCCUCAAUGAGCUCUCAAAAGAGCUUGUCACACCACACAUGAGACGUCGACUGGAAGGUUGCCCCCAACUGCGAACCCCCAUCAUUGAAGCAAUGGGAAGGUGUGGGGUGACAAAAGCCACAACUCAGCCACAAGAAAGAAGCAGACAGGGCCAACCAAAGAGAAAGAGGUGUCAGAUCUGCCCAAGCAACAAAGAUCAUAAAGUCAACAGUCAGUGUGGGAAAUGCAAUGUACCUGUGUGCAAUGAUCACAGCCAGAAACAG